Molecule: messenger RNA, 864 nt
Organism: Aureobasidium subglaciale EXF-2481
Lineage: Eukaryota; Fungi; Ascomycota; Dothideomycetes; Dothideales; Saccotheciaceae
Exons: 2
Coding region: 1-864 (287 amino acids)
Molecular function (GO): oxidoreductase activity, acting on a sulfur group of donors, disulfide as acceptor
Source: RefSeq, a predicted model, not a curated record
AUGUCGGAAAUUGAGAAGCAACCCCUCAUUGAGAACCAGCCUGAGAACAGCUCGCUCGAAGAGCUUCGUUCAAGAUGGCAGGAAGCUCGAGCAAACCUCCAGGCAGCCGCCAAAGAUCUCUUCACAGCAAGACGCGAGUAUGAGCGUGCAUGGUCGAAGACGACUCGUGGACGUCUCGCUAUUGGCGCUUUCUGCAUCUUCAUCAUCACAAUCUGUAUCUUGCCUAUGGGUGGUCUUUUGAUCCUAGGCCUGCUGGACGACGAGCUUCCUGAGGAAUACCUGCCAAGAAGAGUGCCCCUAGAGGCACACAUCAUGAGCAAGUGUCCAGAUGCUCGUGACUGUCUUCACGAUCUCGUCCUUCCAGCCAUGGUCAACGUGAGCAACCUCGUUGAUUUCAAGUUGUCUUACAUUGGAAAAACUAGUGACCACGACGAUGGCGUCGCCUGCAUGCAUGGUCCAUCUGAGUGCCUGGGCAACUCGAUCGAACUUUGCGCAGCUCACAUCUAUCCUAGCCCAAGAAUCCACCUCGGCUUCACGAUGUGCAUGUCGCGCAACUAUUCGGAGAUUCCUUCUGAAGACCUCGCCAAGGACUGCGCCCUGGAGCACGGCAUCGAUUUCGAGAGACUGAACCACUGCCUGAGCGCAGAAGAUGGAGAAUACUCCAGAAACCUUCUCAAGAAGUCUGUCCAAAGAAGCGCCGAGAAGGGUGUUACCAAGAGCUGCACCAUCAGAGUCGACGACAAGAACUGGUGUAUUCGCGAUGGUGGUGAAUGGACGGACUGCGAGAAUGGUCACGGGGUCAAGGAUUUGGUCGAGGCCAUCUAUGAUCUGAGAUGGAAGCACAGCAGUGCCUACCAGGAGUAG